GCCCCUCAGCUCUGCAUAAUUACAGCACGAGCUCACCAUUAAUUACCUAGCAAUGCAAUACAUCAUUAGGUAUAUCACCGAUCAGCUUUGCAACCUGAGGCUUUGGGGGGGUGGCACUUUGGGCUGUGUCACACACAGAGGCAUCUCGGGGCUCGUGGGAUUAAAGCUCUGUUACAGUUCCUCUCUGGGGGUGGGAGGGAGAGCUCGGUAUUCUUUUUGCUUGUGCCUUAGCCUCUGCCUUCCUGCCCAUCCGCACGUUUGUCUGCACUGCUCGCAUGCCUUUACACGAACCCAAAGCUCGUACUCGCUCAUUUUUCAUGUGGGUGUAAGAUGUACACAGACUCGUGCGCGAAGGUUUGUAUAAAGCAUAAACAAAGGACUGGAUAACACCAGUGCCUGUGCGACUGAGAGUCCCGGCUCCUGCAGGAGGUACCAGGUGUACCAGGUCCCGCUCUGCAGCCACCCAUCAGCUCCACGCAGUCAGAUGGGGCUUUGCUCUCGCGAGGAGCUGGCGCUGCGCAGGUACAAGAGAGAUGAUUCAUGCUGAGGUCCUGUUGGCGUGCCUUGGGCUGCCAGCAGUGAGGACUGCAGCAUCCCGUGGUUUUCGGGUGGCUGGGAUGAGUUGGUGCUGUGAUUCUGACAGGGAGCCACGCAGCACCGUGGAGCUGAGCUGAGAGCUGCGUGUGCAUAGCAGCAUGGUGCUGGAAGCUUGUCCCUAAACAGGACUCCCUGCGCACUAUUCUGAAUGCACUGCCAUGAUGAUGCUAGCUUAGCAACUGUAGAAUAAAUCAGGUGGAUGGCAGCUCGUGACGUGACCGAGCGGUGCUGAGGGCUGUAGAUCGUGAAGCGAUUCCUGCUGCUUGGAGAAAGCAGAGGUGUUUCAGAGUGACCCGGGAAGGUUCCCUGCAGCAGAGGAGCGGUGAGCGCCCUCGGAGCGCGUUGGGACAGCCGGCACCGCUCCUGCUCUUCCCGGGCAGUUCGUUCCCACGCAGUCCGUUUCGUGUGUUGCUCCUGCCUGCGAACACACACCCCCUGAAAGUUGGACUCAUGCAUCUUAGUAAGUAUUUCAGUUAUGCUAUUGACGUCAAUGCAGUCAUUAAAUAGAUUGCCGGCCCUCCCAUCGGCAAACCUGUGCCAAAGACCUAGAGGCAGGCACAUUUUAAAAGAAGAACAUCAGGUUUUCUUUUAGCAAUUGGAGAGAAUGAGGGAAAAGUUUUUCCGAAGUCGCUGGGCUUUGCGAUUCUGAGGCUUCUUCUUUUUCCCUUCUCUUCUGAAGCCUCCGUUGGUGCGCAGAUAAUGGCCCCGUUUUAUUUAACACACCGUUGUGCCCCCGCACACGUAAACAACUCCAAAUGAGGCCAAAGAGUGAUUUUUUGGGAUCAGCUCCGGCUGAAAAGUGACACCCGCUUUAGGUCUCCCGGCUAGAUUUAUUUGUAGAUCAAGUAGCAGAAGGUAUCCGGGCAAACCUGCUUAGCCUUUGACUCCAGAAAUUCUGAGAGGAUAGAUUUCAUGACAUCUAUAUAAGAAAAUAGCCCUCGUUUCUCCUCGGCAGGCUCUGAAGACACACAAGCCGAUUGCGGCUCCAUAGCAACAGAUGAAAACUGUUUUCCCCACUGCCCCACCUGCGAGUGUCACAUGAAGAUGCUCCACGUGCUGCUGCCAUCAGCAGCCUGUCACUCGGGGCAGCUGCCGCCCGCGGUGCCGGCGGGGCUCCCCGUGCUCACACACCCCUGCGUGCGGGGCGGUCCCACUCCUGCCCACAUCCCACCUGCCCCGGGUCAGGCGGGGGCUCCGAAGGGGCUUUGUGUAUGGGGUGUCCUCACACGGGUGCGGGGAUCCUUGGACGGGAUAGCAGAGGAGCCCUACCAGAAGCUGGCCAUGGAGACGCUGGAGGAGCUCGACUGGUGCCUGGACCAGCUGGAGACCAUCCAGACGUACCGCUCCGUCAGCGAGAUGGCCUCCAACAAGUUCAAGAGGAUGCUGAACCGCGAGCUGACGCACCUCUCCGAGAUGAGCCGCUCCGGCAACCAGGUGUCCGAGUACAUCUCCAACACCUUCCUGGACAAGCAGAAUGAUGUGGAGAUUCCUUCUCCCACGCAGAAAGACAGAGAGAAGAAGAAAAAGCAGCAGCUCAUGACCCAGAUCAGCGGAGUGAAAAAAUUAAUGCAUAGUUCAAGCUUAAAUAAUACCAGCAUCUCACGAUUUGGUGUGAAAACAGAAAAGGAAGACCAUCUGGCCAAGGAGCUGGAAGAUCUGAAUAAGUGGGGUCUGAACAUAUUUAAUGUUGCCAGGUAUUCCCACAACAGGCCGCUCACCUGCAUCAUGUACGCCAUAUUUCAGGAGCGAGAUCUACUGAAGACAUUCAAGAUCUCAUCAGAUACCUUUGUGACGUACAUGAUGACAUUGGAAGACCACUACCAUUCGGACGUGGCAUACCACAACAGCCUGCAUGCUGCUGAUGUCGCCCAGUCCACCCACGUUCUCCUCUCCACCCCUGCACUGGAUGCUGUCUUCACCGACUUGGAAAUCCUCGCUGCUAUUUUUGCAGCUGCGAUUCACGACGUGGAUCACCCCGGUGUCUCCAACCAGUUUCUGAUUAACACAAAUUCCGAGCUGGCGCUGAUGUACAACGACGAGUCCGUCCUGGAGAACCACCACCUGGCAGUGGGCUUCAAACUGCUGCAGGAGGAGCACUGCGACAUCUUCCAGAACCUGACCAAGAAGCAGCGGCAGACGCUCAGGAAGAUGGUGAUCGACAUGGUACUGGCAACAGAUAUGUCCAAGCACAUGAGCCUGCUGGCAGAUCUGAAGACGAUGGUGGAAACUAAGAAGGUGACCAGUUCAGGAGUGCUCCUGCUAGACAACUACACGGACAGGAUACAGGUUCUCCGAAACAUGGUACAUUGUGCAGACUUGAGUAAUCCCACAAAGUCCCUGGAGCUGUACCGGCAGUGGACGGACAGAAUCAUGGAGGAGUUCUUCCAGCAGGGAGACAAAGAGAGGGAAAGGGGAAUGGAAAUCAGCCCCAUGUGUGACAAACACACAGCGUCGGUGGAAAAAUCACAGGUCGGGUUCAUCGACUACAUCGUGCACCCGCUGUGGGAGACAUGGGCUGACCUGGUGCAGCCGGACGCACAGGACAUCCUGGACACUCUGGAGGACAACAGGAACUGGUACCAGAGCAUGAUCCCACAGAGCCCCUCACCCCCACUGGAGGAGCGGGGCCAGGACUGCCCCGGCCUGAUGGAGAAGUUCCAGUUCGAGCUGACCUUGGAGGAGGAGGAUUCGGACGGGCCCGAGAGGGAAGGCGAGAGCGUCGGCUACUUCCACAGCAAGAAGAUGCUGUGCACGGGCAGCCCGGGGCAGGAGGACGUGCAGCGGGAGGCGAACAUAGAAAUUGUGACAGAGGACACGUCUCCCGUUGACACAUAAUGCCCUGCGCCUGUGUAAGUGGAUUGGAAACGCUUAACGAGCACGCAAGCGGUCUGGUGGGACUCGCCUGCAGCCUGGGCCUUGGGCCUGUGCCUGACAUUGGCUGACGGAUCUCCGGGUCCGUGGGGCCGUCGGGGCUCCGUGCUGAACAAUGGCUCAGGAAACGCCGUGAGUGAUGCUGGGGUGGCCGCGCGAGCUGCGGGCGCCGCGUGGCCGGGGGCUGCGGGCGCCAACACCGAGCGGCCCAGCGCGCGGCGGAGAGAUUGCGCACUGUUCGCUCCGGGACUCCAACCCGCCGGGCUGAUAGAAACUACUGAUCCAUAACUCUGCGUGUAGAACCUGCCCGCCCCACCGCCUGUCUGCAGACCUGUGUGCCUUCUUUGUAAACGCCCUCAUGUCUUUUCGAGAUCUGUUCGAUACACGGAGUUCAGUGUGAGCAGCGGCACCGAGUGUUCGGGAACCGACGGAUCCUUUUUGAUUCUUCCUGUUACAAGAAGCAGUCUUCCUUUUUCCGCGGGCAAUACCUGUCACUUUAUUGCGGUUAAUCACUUUUCCAGACUAAGAGAAGGGAUUCCCUCUGUUUUUGCAUUACGGCACUUUUAAUUAGUCUUCUGAAGGCCCCCCUCGUUGCCUGCCCCUCUGCCCGGGGUGGCUGCGGCGCAGUGGCACGCAAACACCUUCGUGUUCCGCCUUCCCUUCGUUUAGGCCCACCGUCCUCCUCCUCCCGCACUGCCUUGAGCUCUAACACCUCCAUUACUGUUUAUAACAGUGUAUUUAUUACGUAAUGUAUAUACUGUAAUGUUUUGUAAGUUAUUAAUUUAUAUGAAUUAGCAUUGCCUGUCGGCGGCGAUGUUAAUUGUGUAGAAGACUCGGAAUAAGAGUUGCCUUUUAUUUUUCCUUGUUUUUGUUUUUGUUUUUGUUUUCUCGUAACCUUUUGUAUUGCAUAAAGUACAAAACCUGAACACAGCUGAAGAGACAUACGCAACCCAGGGGACGGGGCGGAGGUGGCCGCGUCCUGCCCCAGCCUCCCGACAACCCAAUGUGAACCUCUAUGACAAAAAUGUGAACUGAUGUAAUAAUUGUGCUGUGAAACUCCUCCUGACGACGCCGUUGGGCACGGCGAGCGGUGCCACUCAGUUUGUAACAUACGUUUUGAGCUUUCUGGUCCAACUCGUGACAACUAGUUAAUGACAAUAGCACAGUUGUGCAUGAUCAAUGGGUGUGUAUGUCUGUCGAACACUGCAUUGUUCCAGGUGGUUAUUUUCUUGUUUUCAAAAGUUUCACACGACGUAUGUUAUAGUAUUAUAUAUUGUGUUCAGAUGCAUUCUUAAGAGAUUUUUAUAUGAAGUGAAUAAAUGAAUGCAUGACCCUGUC
This is a messenger RNA of Tympanuchus pallidicinctus (lesser prairie-chicken), 4806 nucleotides long. It is a transcript of the gene PDE4B, whose product is annotated as phosphodiesterase 4B. Gene Ontology annotation, cellular component: nucleus; cytosol; perinuclear region of cytoplasm. Gene Ontology annotation, biological process: signal transduction. The record is from RefSeq and is a predicted model, not a curated record. Bases 1636 to 3432 code for a protein of 598 amino acids. Gene Ontology annotation, molecular function: transmembrane transporter binding; 3',5'-cyclic-AMP phosphodiesterase activity. The transcript is spliced from 11 exons. NCBI's taxonomy places the organism in Eukaryota, Metazoa, Chordata, Aves, Galliformes, Phasianidae.